Molecule: messenger RNA, 2861 nt
Organism: Rana temporaria (common frog)
Lineage: Eukaryota; Metazoa; Chordata; Amphibia; Anura; Ranidae
Exons: 8
Coding region: 16-1407 (463 amino acids)
Biological process (GO): regulation of transcription by RNA polymerase II
Cellular component (GO): nucleus
Molecular function (GO): RNA polymerase II cis-regulatory region sequence-specific DNA binding; DNA-binding transcription factor activity, RNA polymerase II-specific
Source: RefSeq, a predicted model, not a curated record
GCAGCAGCAGCAAACAUGAGGCCGAGUCUAAGAUCGCUGUUUGAACAAAUUGUGAAUUCGCCCAUCAAACAGUCAGAAGAACAUUCAAGCUCCAAUGAGGAAAAUGACAAUAAUGGAUCUGUCAAGUCAGUGGGUCAUGUACCCGGAAAUCUAGCUGCUAUGGUGCGCACCCAAAAAAAUAAUAUAACGGUAGAUGCUAAAGAUAAAUCACAGACAUCAUCGAAGCCAAAGAAACCUGAUUCCAAGGCACAGACCACUCCUCCUGGGAAUAUUAACUCACUUAAAAAACGAAAUAAAAGAAAAAAUUCAGAAAAGGAGCGCAAAAAGGAGACACCAUCACCCAAGGAUGUGGGUCCAUCCAAAUUUACGGAAACAUUUGGGGAAUGUAUUAAGAUCAAAACUGCGUAUGAUACCGCACAAAAAUCAACAUCAGAAUCACAACAAAGACACAAAUCAACAAAAUCGACGCAAGAAGAUUACAAGCAAUCCAAAACAUACCCAAAAGCUAAGCACCAAAAGCAGCAGCCUGAGUUUGGCAAGAGCAAUUUCCACCAUCAAGACAAAUCUGAAUGUAGAGUUAGUAAAGCAAGCAAGUCCCAUCCAGAACCUAGACCACCCAUGGAAUCAUCUCAGCAAUCACUAUUCUCUACUGAAGUGCCAAAAAAGAUCUCCAAGCCAGCAAGGUCAGAUGUCAUCAUGUCAUCUAAUCCUGCCUCGCCAGUGUUAAUAGACGGAGAUGAAUUUUCGACAGAGAGUGAAUCUGAGAAUCCAGCAGUUCGUCCAGGCAAAAAAAUCCUUAAGGAUAAAAAGCGAAUCCGAAAUCGAAAAUUCACAUUCCAUGAAAACCUAGUCUUAAUUGAGAACCUUGUUCCACAUUUUCACAAGCUCCUUGGAAACAGAGCAGCUGCUACGGAGUCAGCAUGGAAAAACACAAUCUGGAAGCAAAUUGCAGAUGCAGUUACGAGUGUGGGUGUCUCUCCACGAUCAGCAGAUCACGUACGUAAGCGGUACCAGGACAUUCGGCUUCUACUAAGGCGCAAAAUUUCGGAUGAAAACAAGAGCAGAAAAGCAACAGGGGGUGGCCCUGAGAAGAAAACAGUUUACCACCAGUAUGAAGAGUUACUGCGUCCAUACAUAGAUCUAGAUUCCAUUGUUGGCAUCAAGGCUGGUUUUGAUACCUCGAGGCACCAUGAAAACGAGCAACAUAAUGCAGCUCAACACACCUAUCGCCAGCAGAAGCUCUCCUUUAUGGCCAAACUAACUGAACUCUUAGAAGCACAUCUGCCAUCUCCUGGUGAGCAAUCUCAUAAUGCUCGGAAUCUAACCAGCAGCAACCACAGCAGUUUUGUAUGUGAAAGUAUUAUCGAAAAUGAUGCUAAUGAUAAUUUUACUAUUCAGGAUAUGUAAAUGUUAUAAGAAGUACAAUUUUUUUUUUUUAAUACAUUUCACAUAAUUCACAACUGAGUUUGAAUUUAAAGAGCUUGCAAACAUUUGUUCUUUAAAUUUUUACUCAGCACGCAACAUUGUUAAGUCAUAUAUUGCCCAAAGUUGACUGCUAUAUUGAUGCUUUCUCCAGUUAAAUAUCUCAUUUGACCAUGGCGUUGCAGAUCUGUACCAAAUAAGUGUAAUCAACAUGACGUUUGUAUUUGAGUUUUAGAUGUUUCAAUGGCCAUCAUUGAUCAAGCUGGUUGGAUGACCAAUGAAACGUCUUUAGACAGUUAUGUAGCUUUGAUUUUAUUUUCAAUAGAUAUACAAUUAAUGUUAUAUGGGAUUUUUUCUAUGACAUUAUUGCCUCUGAAAACAUUUCAAAAAGGUUGAGAAUUAUGUGAAAUCUAUUUUUAUCUUUCAAGCAUGUUCUAGUAUUCAUUACUGUUACCAUUACGGUUUUCCGAAUUGUUGGUAUAUACACGUUGAAAUACAAGUGCAACAAUAUUGUCAAAUAUUUGUUUUAACAUGUAUAUUUUUUGUUCGAAAGCAGAACCAUUUUUUUGUUGUAAGGCAAAAAAGUGGUAGGAUUGUUGAAAAGUAGAAGUGAACUAUCAAUAAUACUAUAGUUGAAGUUACAGAGUAGAGAUAUAAUUCAUCAGCACUACAUAAAAGCAUCAAUCAUAUUUGUUCAAUAGGAGAAUACAUCACAUUAACAUCACGUCUACGCAUUUGAAACAGACAGAGUUGUCCCUUUGUCACAGCAGAAAAUCUGGAGAAUGUGACAGGUUUUUCAUGUUUUUCUUCCGUCAGGAAGGCACACUAUUGGUUCGAAUUUUUUUUUUUAUAUAUUUUAUCCACGUGGAUGUAAAUUAUUGAUAUUUUCACUCAAGUGCUUGGAUUUGUAUCUGUACUCUGUGACUAAACUGCGCCAUCCAUUGUUGUUGUCACAGCAAGGACCAUGUUUCUCUGUGUGUUUUUCUAAAGUAAUGUGUAUUUUCUCCUAUGAAGAAUAAAGCAAAGUAGCUGAUAAUUGCAAUCUUGAUAUCACCUGUGUUUCUGUAAAGUUUACCACAAAAUAUACAUGUUUUAGUUGCUGACGUCGUCUUCUUCGCCAGUAGUUUAAUUCAUAUUAAAAAAACAAACAUCCAAAUGGUUCCAUACUCCAUCUUGCCCAACCAUAUAUUUUUGAUGUUGUGUUGGCUGUAAUUUGAUUUUCUGUUACUUUUGAAACCACAUGUUAUUGGUAUGGAAUGUAGGUAUCAUUUCCUGACUAAUGAGGUUAAAAAUGUUUCUGCAAGUUGUAGACGACCGCUUUUCCAUCUUUCAAAUGCCCUGCCUGGAGUAGUUAACAUUUUAACUAACGUGCAUUGUUUCUCAGUAAUGAAAUGAGUGAUGGUAACUGCGGUGUGGGGUGGAGAGGAGAAAUUAAAAUA